AUUAAUCGCUGCAAUACCUAUUCGUAGUCCAAGUGUUUUGUUUUUUUUGAUAUUGAGUAGUGUUGGGUACCAAAUUGUGAUUCAGUUUUAUCUGUUUACAAAACAUAUGGUGAUACCAUUGAAAAACAAUUUGAUGGAUUGCCACAGUGAAAUGUAGUAGAAGUCGCAUAAAAAUAGUAAAUUUGCUCAUAUUUUACAUUAUUACAUGACUUUUGUUCGGUAGCACCAGAAACGGAUAGAAUUGCUUUCUAUAUACUAAAUGUCUUUUUAUAUAUGCCAAACUUGAAUAUCUACUAAUGCGAUAAAAUGGGUAAUUGCUUGAAAAUAAACAGUCAGGACGAUAUUUCACUUCUGCGAGGGAGCGAAAGUAUUAACACUCAAGAUUUCGCAGCCGAUCAAAGUGGUCCUCUCCCAAUUUAUUCGGAACUCCUGCAACCUGUUUUCUUUCCCUCUCCGUCGGUUAGACGUCCAGCGACGCAUCUAACCGAGGAAGAACAAGUGAAACUUGCGAAACGCAUAGGCUUAAUUCAGCAUCUGCCGAUCGGUGCAUACGAUGGAUCGAAAAAAACACGAGAAUGUGUAAUUUGUAUGGCUGAUUUUUGUGUUGAGGAAGCGGUGCGAUAUUUGCCAUGCAUGCAUAUUUAUCAUGUGCAUUGUAUCGAUGACUGGCUCAUGCGCAGUCUAACUUGUCCUAGUUGUAUGGAGCCGGUAGAUGCAGCUCUCCUAACAAGCUAUGAGACCACAUAACGUCGACAUUGUCAAUUGGUUUGAUAAGGAUUUUACGUCUAGAUGAAAUGUGUUUUCUUAUUUUAUAUAUACUAUGAUAUUGAGAAAAUAGUAUUGAAAGAAUAUAAAUACUAUAAUGCACAUAAACUUAACUUGGAUGUCUCAAAUAUUCUGAGGCAAGUGCUGGUAUUUUAUCUUUGAGCUAGUUAAAAUAUUAUUUAGACAUUUGGAUUAAAUACGAAAACUAUGUUAACCAUGUGUAUGUAAAACUAACGUAUGUUUUUUUAUAUAAUUGUGAACUUUUUUGGCAGUAUGAUUGGCGUUUAAGUAGAAACUGAAAAAAUGCCAGCUUCUUUUUUUUGAUUGAUGGUUUUAUUUAAGGAAUUUAAUAGUGAAAUUUUAUAAAUGAUGUGCGGUAGGCUUCCAUAUUUUGUAUGUAUAUAAAAAAUUGUGAUGAAACUAAAAUUAAGAAAACUCUAUAUAGGAUGUGAAAAGAGCUGCAGGUUUUAUGAGGAAAUGUUAUCCAUUCUCCCCAACUUAAAAGUUUGAAUGCAAAAUGAAAAAAAUAAACACGAAAUGAGAUAAAAA
Messenger RNA from Rhagoletis zephyria (snowberry fruit fly), 1314 nucleotides. Its product is annotated as Ring finger protein 11. Gene Ontology annotation, cellular component: ubiquitin ligase complex. Gene Ontology annotation, molecular function: ubiquitin protein ligase activity. Gene Ontology annotation, biological process: ubiquitin-dependent protein catabolic process. The record is from RefSeq and is a predicted model, not a curated record. Lineage: Eukaryota; Metazoa; Arthropoda; Insecta; Diptera; Tephritidae.